GGGGGCGGGGGGCGGGCAGACCGGGAGGAGCGAGCUGAGCGGACGCCGCCACCUGAUCCCAUUCAGGCUCUGCGAGGCGAGCCACCGGCACUCAGCGCGCAGGGCCCUGGACACCCUCGGACUCCGUGCGGAUUUCGAGACAAGGGGCCAAAGACAGCGGCGGCCGCCCCCUAUCCAGGUGGGAGGCAGAGCCCAGGCGCGCAGUGCUUCUUGGGAACACUGGCCCUGCUACCAGAGCCGCAGGAUCCCCCAUGAGUGCCUGUGAAGGGAGUCCUGGAUAGCGAGGCCCUGGCUGGUCCAGGGGUUGGUACUCCACCAUGCCACCCAUCCUCCAGCGCCUGCAGCAGGCCACCAAGAUGAUGAGCCGCAGGAAAAUCCUACUGCUGGUGCUAGGGUGCAGCACCGUAAGCCUUCUCAUCCACCAGGGGGCGCAGCUCAGCUGGUACCCCAAGCUGUUCCCUCUGAGCUGCCCUCCUCUGCGGAACUCGCCGCCGCGCCCCAAGCACAUGACCGUCGCCUUCCUGAAGACGCACAAGACAGCCGGCACGACGGUGCAGAACAUCCUGUUCCGCUUCGCCGAGCGCCACAACCUGACGGUGGCCCUGCCGCACCCGAGCUGCGAGCACCAGUUCUGCUAUCCGCGCAACUUCUCUGCGCACUUCGUGCACCCGGCCACGCGGCCGCCGCACGUGCUGGCCAGCCACUUACGCUUCGACCGCGCGGAGCUAGAGCGCCUCAUGCCUCCCGGCACCAUCUACGUCACCAUUCUGCGCGAGCCGGCCGCCAUGUUUGAGUCGCUCUUCAGCUACUACAACCAGUACUGCCCGGCCUUCCGGCGCGUGCCCAACGCCUCGCUCGAGGCCUUCCUGCGCGCGCCCGAGGCCUACUACCGCGCCGGCGAGCACUUCGCCAUGUUCGCGCACAACACGCUGGCCUACGACCUGGGCGGCGACAACGAGCGCAGCCCGCGCGAUGACGCCGCCUACCUGGCGGGUCUCAUCCGCCAGGUGGAGGAGGUCUUCUCGCUCGUCAUGAUCGCCGAGUACUUCGACGAGUCGCUGGUGCUGCUGCGGCGCCUGCUGGCCUGGGACCUGGACGACGUGCUCUACGCCAAGCUCAACGCGCGCGCCGCCAGCUCCCGCCUGGCCGCCAUCCCCGCGGCGCUGGCGCGCGCGGCGCGCGCCUGGAACGCCCUGGACGCUGGCCUCUACGACCACUUCAACGCCACCUUUUGGCGCCGCGUAGCGCGCGCUGGCCGCGCGUGCGUGGAGCGCGAGGCGCGCGAGCUGCGCGAGGCCCGCCAGCGCCUGCUGCGGCGCUGCUUCGGCGACGAGCCUGUGCUGCGGCCAGCCGCGCAGAUCCGCACCAAGCAGCUGCAGCCGUGGCAGCCCAGCCGCAAGGUGGACAUCAUGGGCUACGACCUGCCCGGCGGCGGCGCCGGCCCGGCCACCGAGGCCUGCCUCAAGCUGGCCAUGCCCGAGGUCCAGUACUCGAACUACCUGCUACGCAAGCAGAAGCGUCGGGGCGGUGCGCGGGCCCGGCCCGAGCCUGUCCUGGACAAUCCCCCGCCGAGGCCCAUUCGAGUGCUGCCUCGCGUCCCUCAGGGUCCCUGAGCUCCGCAGGCCUCCAGGAGUCUGGGUCCUGCCCUGCCCUCCCAGGAGUCCAGCCAGGGGCUGCCUCCAUGUCCCGCCCCGUGAGAGCCCUUGCUUUUCGAGGGGCUUGAGCCCCUCUCUGAACUUUGGGAUGCAGCUCCCUGAGCCUCGCUCCCUAUCGUGGGCUGAACCCCGCCUUCGGGCAUGGCACUGAUAGGCUGGAUCUAGCGCUGGGCCACCCUGUCUUUCCCAACUGGUUGGUGAUUUUGACAAGAGGCCUGAUGGCUGUCCAGCACUACAUACCCUGCCUUUUUCUGGGGGCUGAGCCCCCUCCCCACCUGUCUUUUCCUAUUGGAUAGGCCCAGGCCCCGCGGAGAGGAGCUGAGCCCUGGGGAAAGGCUGCUCUUGCUCUUCCUCCCAGGGCUGGGGGCUCCCUGUACUUUGCUGUCUUCCAGGUUCUACCCUCCCUACAGACCUAAGCUGCUCCCAGUCUCCCGGAACCAAAAGUUCUUGGGUUGGGAUUUUUGUUUGAUUGGUUUUUCUUUUUUUUUUUUUUUUAAAUAAAACAUCUUUAAAAUGUG
Saimiri boliviensis boliviensis (Bolivian squirrel monkey) is the source of this 2173-nucleotide messenger RNA. It is a transcript of the gene GAL3ST3, whose product is annotated as galactose-3-O-sulfotransferase 3. Gene Ontology annotation, biological process: glycolipid biosynthetic process. NCBI's taxonomy places the organism in Eukaryota, Metazoa, Chordata, Mammalia, Primates, Cebidae. The record is from RefSeq and is a predicted model, not a curated record. Gene Ontology annotation, cellular component: membrane. Gene Ontology annotation, molecular function: galactosylceramide sulfotransferase activity.